UUUUUUUGUUUCAGAUUUAACUUUGGAGUAUGCAGUGAUAUUUUAGUGUUAGGCAGUUUUUCAGUGCAGUUAGAUAAUCUAGCGUGUCUAGUGUUGUGUGUAACUUACAUUUUGGUUACGUGAUUAACGAUUACAGUUAGAUGUGCUUGUGAUGUGUUUAACUGACGCAGAACAAAUGAAGCGACGCAGGCAACGAUAUAUUUUUAAUACGACUGGUCAAUGAAUGUUAAUAAAAUGAUUUUCGUUCUUGGAAUAAUAGCAGGAUGCAUUGCACUGGUGACGCCACAAAUGCCACCUGGCUUCAGCUUGCCCGCCAUAACUCAUGUGGACCGCAACUGGUUCGCAAUGUCCACCGAUCCCAUCGGUACCGUGGUUACGAAAGUUCAUAGAGAACGAACUAAUUCACGGGUUGUCACUUAUGGGCUAGAAACCAGUGGACCACCAGCACCUUUCAAAAUUGAUUCCCAUACUGGUGUAGUUACAGUCAAUGAUACUUUAAAAGAUAAGGAAAAUCGAUCAUAUUCUCUAUGGGUGACCGCUUUCGAUGGUUCAUCGAUUCCACAGCGCACAGAAGUUAUAGCUACUAUAACAGACAGUAAUGGCUCAAGGCCAAAUGUACCUCUUCCUCCGCCAUUCACUCUACCAAGCUACCCAAGUGUACCGGUACCACCAAAGUUUACUAGAACUACAUACAGCACUACCAAAGCUACAGAAUCAAUUAUUACAGAAGUAACAGUACCUGAUACAACAACAACUACAACAUUAAGUCCGACUGAAAAAGCUGAAAGUGUACCAAAUAAAAUUAAGCCGGUUGAACAGGUUGAAAUGAAAAGUAAUACUACAGUUAACGAAACACAGAUGGGACAUGAUGUUUCAAUAACUGUGAUACCUCUUGUAGCUAUAAGUGGAUUGGUGAUAAUCGUGGCUGGUGUUAUUAUUUUUGUUUGGCGGAAAAACGGUGUGAAAAAAUCGAAAAUUGAAAAAGACGAUAUGAGCAAAGACUCAAGUGGUAUCGUGCUCCAAGAUUCUCAUGCACUCAACAUGUGGGACCGCCCUCGCGCGUAUUCAAAUCGUUAUGAGUCAUGGGAUAGUAACCAUUUACAGAAUUCGGAAGAGACAACGAUAAGUAAAGAAGAGCCUAGAGAUGAAUGGGAAUUUCCAAGACAUCGAAUCAGGAUAUUCAAUAUUGUCGGUGAAGGUGCCUUUGGACAAGUUUGGCUCGCACAAGCUAUCGAUAUUGAUGGUAAAAAAGGCGAACAGACCGUAGCCGUAAAAACACUGAAAGAGAACGCUUCGGAAAAGGAAAAAGCAGAUUUAUUGCAAGAAUUAACUGUAAUGAAGAAUUUAGGACCCCACCCUAAUGUUGUAAGACUUAUAGGAUGUUGUACGGAAAAGGAACCAACGUUCGUGAUAAUGGAGUUUGUGAGUCUUGGGAAGCUGCAACAGUUUCUACGCGAUUCAAGAGCUGAACGUCAUUAUGGGAAUACCCAUGGAGGAAGCCAAUUCCUCACUUCGAGGGAUUUGACGCAUUUCGCCUUUCAAGUUGCGAGGGGUAUGGACUUUUUAAGUUCUAAAGGGAUAAUACACAGAGAUUUAGCAGCUCGGAACGUACUCAUCACAGAGGAGAGAACGUGCAAGGUUGCAGACUUCGGCUUUGCGAGAGACGUCGCGGGCAGUCAUGUUUAUGAACGUAAAAGCGACGGACGCCUACCGAUAAGAUGGAUGGCUCCAGAAUCGUUAUACGAUGAUAUAUUUAGCGUGAAAUCUGAUAUAUGGAGUUUUGGAGUACUUCUAUGGGAAAUUGUCACACUAGGCUCCACUCCUUACCCGGGCCUAUCGGCGGGUGAUGUCAUGAGAAAGGUAAGAGACGGUCAUCGUUUGGAAAAACCAGAACACUGUAGACGAGAACUGUACAAUAUAAUGUACUAUUGCUGGGAAGCUGAACCGACUUCUAGACCAGACUUCAAGGAGGUUGUCGGGAUGCUCGAGAGAUUAUUGUGUACUGAGAUGGAUUAUAUAGAACUAGAGCGAUUCCCAGACCAUUCGUAUUACAAUGUACAACAUUUGGAUGGCGAGAAAUUGUAAUUAUAUGAUUUGAAAUAUAGCACGAGGAGUUGAAGUAGCUAAAAUUAUUAUGAAUUUUUACGCACUUUGUUUAUAAUGGACAAAAAAUGUGAUGUGAUUGACGAAUAAUAUGUUGAUAAGUGUUAUGUAUAAGUGUUUACUCGUACUCCUUUUGAUCCAAAUAAGUUAUUUGUUACGUUAAAUAAUCUCAAUAAUUGCAAUGUAUAAAGUUUAAAAAAAAAUACUCCUAAUUUCGUAAUAAAAUAAAGUUUUGUGUGUAUAAUUUUUAAAUAAAUUAAAACAUUUAACUGAAAUAAACACGUAGGCGAUUCAGUUA
Melitaea cinxia (Glanville fritillary) is the source of this 2401-nucleotide messenger RNA. RefSeq names its product tyrosine kinase receptor Cad96Ca (gene Cad96Ca). Gene Ontology annotation, cellular component: signaling receptor complex; membrane. The record is from RefSeq and is a predicted model, not a curated record. The coding region runs from base 220 to 2085 and encodes 621 amino acids. The transcript is spliced from 10 exons. Gene Ontology annotation, molecular function: calcium ion binding; ATP binding; transmembrane receptor protein tyrosine kinase activity. Gene Ontology annotation, biological process: positive regulation of kinase activity; protein phosphorylation; multicellular organism development. NCBI's taxonomy places the organism in Eukaryota, Metazoa, Arthropoda, Insecta, Lepidoptera, Nymphalidae.